Molecule: messenger RNA, 5763 nt
Organism: Marmota monax (woodchuck)
Lineage: Eukaryota; Metazoa; Chordata; Mammalia; Rodentia; Sciuridae
Gene: Paqr9
Product: progestin and adipoQ receptor family member 9
Exons: 2
Coding region: 140-1456 (438 amino acids)
Cellular component (GO): membrane
Molecular function (GO): signaling receptor activity
Source: RefSeq, a predicted model, not a curated record
UCCUCGGAUCCUAAGACGUUUUCUGAAUCGCCAGGUCGUCAUGUGAAGUUUUUCACUAAAAUGCGGAGGUUCCAGCAACCGGUCCUGAGCUGCCGGACUCGGGGCUCCAAACAAGAAUCCUAGUUACAGACGCAAGAAGAUGGGUGAGCUGUGGCUCCAAUGGCCGGAGCAGCUACUCGGAGGAUCGGGUCUGGUCUUGAACCUGCAGCAACGCCCCCGGAGCGGGCACAAAGGCCCCGACGGCGACCGGCCGGGGCUGCCUAGCGCGCGGGAGCCGGCGCCAGAGCUCGCCUGCGGGCGUCCUAGUGGAGCCCCGAGCACCAUGCCGCGGCGCCUGCAGCCCCGGGUCACGGGCACAAAGGGCCCUCCCGCCACGGCUGCCGGAGCUUCGGGGGCCAACCGGCAUUGUCAUCCUGCAGCCUCCGGGGACCUCCCAGCGUCUGCCAAGCAGUUACUGCGUUGGGACGAGGUCCCCGACGACUUCGUGGAGUGCUUCAUCCUGUCGGGCUACCGGCGCCUGCCAUGCACGGCGCAGGAGUGUCUGGCCUCGGUGCUGAAGCCUACCAAUGAGACGCUCAACUUCUGGACGCACUUCAUCCCACUGCUGCUGUUCUUGAGCAAGUUCUGUCGCCUGUUCUUCCUGAGCGGCCGCGAUGUGCCCUUCCACCACCCGUGGCUGCUGCCCCUGUGGUGCUAUGCGUCGGGUGUUCUGCUGACCUUCGCCAUGAGCUGCACGGCGCACGUGUUCAGCUGCCUGUCGCUGCGCCUGCGCGCCGCCUUCUUCUACCUGGACUACGCGUCCAUCAGCUACUAUGGUUUCGGCAGCACAGUGGCCUACUACUACUAUCUGCUGCCAGGCCUGAGCUUGCUGGACGCCAGAGUCAUGACCCCGUAUGUGCAGCAGCGCCUCGGCUGGCACGUGGACUGCACACGCCUCAUUGCCGUCUACCGAGCGCUGGUGCUGCCGGUGGCCUUCGUGCUGGCUGUCGCAUGCACGGUGGCCUGCUGCAAAAGCCGCACCGACUGGUGCGCCUAUCCGUUCGCCUUGCGCACCUUCGUCUUCAUCAUGCCGCUCAGCAUGGCCUGCCCCAUUAUGCUGGAGAGCUGGCUCUUCGACCUGCGUGGCGAGAACCCAACGCUCUUCGUGCACUUCUACCGUCGCUACUUCUGGCUGGUGGUGGCCGCCUUCUUCAACGUGAGCAAGAUCCCCGAGCGCAUCCAGCCAGGCCUCUUCGACAUCAUCGGCCACAGCCACCAGCUCUUCCACAUCUUCACCUUCCUCAGUAUCUAUGACCAGGUGUACUACGUAGAGGAGGGCCUGCGCCAGUUCCUCCAGGCCCCACCUGCUGCGCCCACCUUCUCGGGCACCGUGGGCUACAUGCUGCUGUUGGUGGUUUGCUUAGGGUUGGUCAUCAGGAAGUUCCUAAACAACCCCGAAUUCUACAGUAAAAAGUGAGCCUCCGCCAUGGAGGAGGCUACUGGUUUGCCCGCCUGUUUGUUUGGAAUUUAUGUUGUUGCUGUUGUUGGUUUGUUUUCAAGUUUUCUUGUGUUUCCUUCUUUGCUCAAGGAGGGUGCUGCAAAACCACAAGGGAAAGGUCCACUGCUGCUAGGGGAUCCUAGCCCACUUGGGGCUGAGGAAAAGGAAGAGAGAGGGAUCAAAUAGGAGGCAGAGGGCCACAAUAGUUCUUGCCCUUGGAAAAAAAGGCAGGUGGUGUCUUUGACAUCUGGAGAUUUUGCAAAGACAGAGAAUAAAAUCCCAAAUAAAACCCCAGUUUGCUUUUCCAGUUGUCUUCUGUGUCAGUGGUGAUAACAAGAAGCCUUUGUGAGGUCAGGUAUGCAAUAAGGAGGAUAAAUAGAGAGAAUCCCUGGGUACUUCCAUUUCAGUCUGAGGAAUGCUUGGAUUUGUCAAAGAAUGGAGCUUUGUAGGAAACGGGCACAAAGACACAAACCCAGGGCUUAACCUGCUAGAAAAUGCAUGGAAUGUGAACACAAGUUAAUUAUUUGAAUACGUUUCUCAGAUGUUAUUUAAAUAAUAAUAUAUAUGAUGAUUUUGCAUAACUUAUCAAAGCCUGUGAUAUGCACUGAAUUUUCUUUGUCACAUAGUUUUGAAUUUUGUAGCCUUUUGCAUUGCAAACUUGAACUGGACAUCAGGGCAAGCUGGUUGAGAGUACUCAAUUACUUUUUUAAACAGUGUUUUCUGAAGGCCUAGGAGUGUCAAGAUACAACUGUGAAUGACUACCUUAGGGACUCUGGUUAGACUAUUGGUGAGGCGCUCAAGUGGUUUAUAGAGAUCCCAGAUUCCUAUUUACUUUAUUCCACAAAACCCAUCCUGGCUUUUUUGUUUGUUUGUUUUGUUUUUAAUCUUAUUCUUUUCUUCUCUAUUUGUUUAAAUUGCCACUGGAAUAAAUGUGCCUUUUAAAGCAAUGCCCAAAUGACUGGUCCUCAGACACAGUUUCUUGCAUCAGGAAAGCAGCAGGAAUAAGCUUUUCUUACUUUACUGCAAAUCAGGGUUUAACAUUCCACCCAGGAGGGAAGGAAGGUGGUGUUGGUUUUGAGUGUUUGGUAGAACCAGAAGUGGCUUACACGGGCAUGCAGAGCAUUUGGCUUCUCUAUUGAGAGAAGAAGCCAACCCACUAAUGUGACCACAGUUCCUAAUUCAGAUGUCGGGGAGGGUGAGAGGACACUGACACUGCCCAUCUCUGUUUAAAAUUAAAACUGUAAUAUUCAGGAAUAUUUAUGUUAUGAAAACAGGAGCGUAUUACUUAUUUAUGUUAUGAAAACAGGAGCAUAUUACUUAAGUAGUAACUGCAACUUUUGAGUUAAAUGAGAUUACACUUGCCCAGUUAAAUACUAAAGCGUCAUCCGGGUCCAGGGUAUGGAAGUGAUUGGCAGUCACCCUAAAUCAUUGAAAAAUUAAUGAACACACCCCAAGAUGCUUUCUAAUGAUCUGAUUGGCCAGUGUUAUUCAGACUCGAUUAACAGAAACCACUGAGGUAGCUUAUUUAUAUACUUAACACUCUUGGUAAGUCGUUUUGGUUAAGAGCCAAAUAAGUCUGUGAAUAGAGAGUCUUGACCUCAUGGCAUAAUUUAGAUCAAGCACAGAAAAUAGAUGAACACUUACCUCAGCACUGGUAGGAUGGUGCUCCUAGAAAGAUUGCUGUUUUUGUUUGUGUUUUUAAUAGCCACUAGAAUUGUAAACAGAGAAGCUCAGCACAAUUCCCUGGAGGAACCAGUAUCCUUGAAUGUGUUAAUUUGCACACAGAAGUCAAAUUUAUGUAGGUCUAUAUUUGAUUUAGGACCUCUUAAUGGGCUCUUCAAUACACUUUGCACAGUUCCAGAGGAGUGUCAGUGUCUACCCCUUUGCAAAGUGCAAGAAGAGUGCCUGUUAAGUUACGAAGGCUGGUGAUUUGUUCUCAGCACAGAUGUUAUUCCUCAGCUGUAACUUAAUUCCAUACACGUGUUCAAGGACAGCUGUGGAAAUCAGGAUAUUUCCACAUGCAAACUUAUUUGCAUGGUAUUGUCAUCUCCUCUAGAGCCCCAAAGAAUGUUGAUUCGGAAACUAGAGAAACAGGUUGAAGAGUAUCUUGCAGCUCCCCUGUCAAAUGGGACCUCCCUUUCAGAAGGAGGGAGACUUCUGAAAAGGAUCCAUGGAUUUGAGAAUAAGAACAAUCCUGGCAUUUAUCAUUUUAAAUUUUUUGUUGGAGAUUUUCUGGAUCCACAAACAGAAUUCUCUUCUUGCCCUGUGUCUUUGUCCUUAAGCAAGGGCCACUUAGGGAUAAAAUUAUACCCCUAUCAUUUUCAAGUGAUUAUGAUGCAUGAGCCAGUGAGAUGACACACUUUUCCCUGGGAAGGUUAAACUGCCCAGUCUGUUCCAGAGAGAACCAGGACUCCUUUUCCUCUUUCCUUUGCCUCUUCCUUCCCCCGUGUCCUUCCCUCCCCAUUCCACUUUAGAUGUUAUAUACCACACGUACCAGUAAAGGAGGACAUUCUAGUUGACAACAGUGAUUGGACUUCAUGUCAUGUUUGCAAACAGGUACCACAUAUGCUAAGAUCAGGAACAAUUUGUUUAUCUGUGUUAUUUGCUAAAUGACAUCAGAUUUCUGUUAGGAGAGACAAUUCUAUUUUAGAAGCAAAUGUUUACUGAGUCUCCACAUUUGCAUGGAACUAUCCAUGUAUAUUGCACAUUUCAAGGGUAACGUGGCAAUCAGAAUAAAACAUCUUUAAAAACAUUUUUUUCACACUCUUUAUUUUGCCACAUCUAUUAAAAUUCAGUUUCACUUUAUUAUGCUCAGUUGUUCAAAAUACAGGACAAAUUAUAAAUAAGAAUUCACUCCAUUAUCUUUGCACAAUCUACUCUGGCAGUAGAAUUUUGCAGCAUAUUAUGUAAUGCUUUUUAUUUUUACUUGUUAGUCAUGAUCUAGAUGACAUCUCAAGGAGCAGCACCAUAGAGUCAUUCUUGGGAGAAGAGGAUGUUUGACUUCUGUGCCUGUCACCGGUGGGUGGGUCCCUGGGGCUGACUCAGGCUGACUCAGUAGUUUAAAAGGUUUCCUUUCUUCUCUGCCCUUCUUGCAGCUCAGGUGAAAAGGGUGACCUUCCCAGGGAGAGGAAGUGGAGCUCUUUGGUCUUGUCAUGACUUGUAAAAAUAAAUGUGAUCUUUUCCACUGGCCAUACGCUUUCUAUAAAUAACCCAGGGAGAAAGUGUGGGGCUACAGAGCUGGCCAGGGUGGCCUUCACAUGUUUCCAUUCAUAAAUCCUGUAAGUGCUUGCAGUCAGAAAACCGUUAAGCCUCAUUCAUCAUUGCCACUUCCUGGGAACCAUUUCUAAGAAUGUAGAAUUUGAAGACGGAGGUGAUUUUUAUAUUUUUCUGGUAUGGUGCUGAAUCUGAGGGCUAGCAGCAAUAAUAAAUCGGGAUUUUUAAAAUAUUUGAAUCUCACAACUUUAGUUAGUCUGCACAAGCAAGAGACAGGUUUGAUAGAAGUUAUCUUCAAGAUUUUACCAUGGGUCCAAGGGGACAGAAUUGUGUUUUCAAACUGAUUGUAGGAUGUGGGGACAGUUAUGCACUCCGUCGUGUUUUCUAGCCUGCACAACUUUGAUACCUGCCCAAGCACAGAGACCCUAACUGCAUGUAUCACAUAUAAUAUAUGGGUCUCUAUGUUCCUUUAAUUGAUUGCAAUUUUUAAAUAGAGCAAAAUAAGAAAUGAUCGUUUUUGAAAUCAGAUUACAAAAUCCAACAAAAUGCCAUCAGUCGAGGUUUGUCUUUGUGACUUUGUCAGUGUCUUUGGUUGCUGUUUAUGCCUUCAUUCAUGUAAUCCCUGAGUGAUCAUUGACCACCUACUAUAUGUAAGCUAUUGGGCAAAGAUCCAUAUUGUCACAGCCAUUACUUUUUUUUUCUCCCUUGUUGGAAGAGAAUUAGAAGUUUGGGUCUUCUCUCCUUUCCAUUAGCAUAAGCGCAAUACAUAGGAUCGUAUUUCAAUUAACGUGCUAAUUUGCCUGCAACCAAUUGUUUUUCCUGUCUGCUUCUAAGCCUUUGGUUAAGAAUGACUUGAAAAUUUAAUGUACAAUCCAGGUAAAGGGAUAGUGUGCCCACGUGCAGAACUGAAAAAUUUAUCACCACUAUUAAUUAAUAAAGAUACUACUAAUAAUAAAGAUUGGAAGGUUAAUAGUAUUCAUAUCAUUAUGAAGUGUGAUUCAUUCAAAGUGCCUAAAUUAUGAUGUCAUUAAGUGAAUUUCAUAGAGAGUGUAAUAAAGUUUAAAAAAAAUACA